This is a messenger RNA of Manihot esculenta (cassava), 2489 nucleotides long. Its product is annotated as guanine nucleotide-binding protein alpha-1 subunit. The coding region runs from base 1026 to 2159 and encodes 377 amino acids. Gene Ontology annotation, biological process: adenylate cyclase-modulating G protein-coupled receptor signaling pathway. NCBI's taxonomy places the organism in Eukaryota, Viridiplantae, Streptophyta, Magnoliopsida, Malpighiales, Euphorbiaceae. Gene Ontology annotation, molecular function: G protein-coupled receptor binding; guanyl nucleotide binding; G-protein beta/gamma-subunit complex binding. The record is from RefSeq and is a predicted model, not a curated record. The transcript has 13 exons. Gene Ontology annotation, cellular component: heterotrimeric G-protein complex.
AAGCUCACUCUUUUGCUUUGCAUUUGCUCAAUUUUCUCUUUUUAGAUCUUUCUCUUUUCUGGGUUCCAUUUUGUUGAUGGAUCUUUUUACAGCUCUUAAAGUUGCCGAUCAACAGGUCUGUGGCAUCGUUUUUGGGUUAAGUUAACCACAGAAUGAACGGUCUUUAUAGAAGGGAAUCAAAGAUUUUCUUGACAACUAGUUGAGGCUGAUCAUUGGUUUGUCUAUGCUGCCUAUUGUAAUACAUAAUAUGGGCUCACUCUGCAGUAAACAGCGUCGUUACAAAGAAGCAGAUGCUGAGGAGAGUGCACAGAAAUUGAAAGGCGAAUUGAACAAGAAACAAAGGCUGAAAAGCAUAUCCAGAAACUCCUACUUCUUGGUACUCACAAUUCCAUGUUGCCUCUAAUUGCAAUAAUUGUUUGACAACUAUAAGUUAGCAGUUUGCUAAGGUUGCAGACCUGAACUGAAAUGGUUAACAGCACUGGCAAAGUGGGGCACUGUUCAUGAUUCUGUGGAGGAGUUUCUUCUCACAUUUAAAGGAACAAUAAUUAUGAAUUCAAUCAUUUUUACUUGAUUUUUUAUUGGAUAGUGCUUGCGCAAUUUAUUGGAUAGUGCGCAAUGUUAACUGAGGAAUGAAACAUGAAUUCAUUGGUUGGAUUGGAGGAAACUAUUUUUUGCUUGUCUUUUAAUUUCCAUAUUGUAGGGCAGCGGAUAGAGAUAAUACGAGGUUAAUUGAUGUUCUUAAAUUCUUUUUACUGCUCUCCUUCAGUUUACUUCUUGUGUGCUUCUGCCUUCACUGAUAAUAAUCCCAAUUUACUGUCAGUUUAAUAACUUACAAAUACAUAGUUUCCAUUUUGUGAUUCUUGAUGACAACUUAAAGGGCUUGUGAUUGUGGAUGUAAGCCUGCACAUUCAAGUUUAGAAUUUUUACUCCUAAAACUUCAGUUCUACCUAUUUGGAAUUUAGUAUUAUGGUGCUUGUAUACUGCUUUCUUUAUUUUUUCUUUUGAGCAGCUCUUUCAAACAGUCGAUGUCUUUUCCAUUCCCAUUUCCUAUUUAUCUUGGUUUUUCAUUUUUCGGUUGUUUUAACAUGCCGUGUUCAACCUUCCAUGAUCAAGGAGCUGGAGACUCUGGGAAGUCCACAAUAUUUAAGCAGAUAAAACUUUUGUUUCAAAGUGGCUUUGAUGAGUCUGAAUUGAAGAGCUACAUACCAGUCAUCCAUGCCAAUGUCUAUCAGGCAAUAAAAAUAUUGCACGAUGGAUCGAAGGAAUUGGCCCAAAAUGAAACAGAUCCCUCAAAAGUUCUGUGUCAAGAGGAUUUGCUGUUAAAAUAUAUUCUCAUUGUGCACCAGGACAUUGGAGAGAAGUUUUCAGAAAUUGGAGGCAGGUUAAAUUAUCCAUGUCUUACCAGAGAUCUUGCACAGGAGAUUGAAACUUUAUGGAAAGAUGCUGCAAUUCAGGAAACAUAUGCCCGGGGUAAUGAGCUUCAAGUUCCAGACUGUGCCCAUUAUUUCAUGGAAAAUUUGCAAAGAUUGUCUGACGCAAAUUAUAUUCCAACUAAGGAAGAUAUUCUAUAUGCAAGAGUUCGUACAACUGGUGUUGUAGAGAUCCAGUUCAGCCCUGUUGGAGAGAACAAGAAAAGCGGUGAAGUUUAUAGACUUUUUGAUGUUGGUGGCCAGAGAAAUGAGAGGCGGAAAUGGAUCCAUCUGUUUGAAGGAGUUACAGCUGUAAUUUUUUGUGCUGCUAUUAGCGAGUAUGAUCAGACACUUUUUGAGGAUGAAAACAAGAAUCGUAUGGUAGAGACUAAGGAGCUUUUUGAAUGGGUCCUGAAGCAGCCAUGUUUUGAGAAAACAUCCUUUAUGCUGUUUCUCAACAAAUUUGAUAUAUUUGAAAAGAAGGUUCUAAAAGUGCCAUUGAGCGUAUGCGAGUGGUUCAAGGAUUAUCAGCCAGUUUCAACUGGAAAACAAGAGAUCGAGCAUGCAUACGAAUUUGUCAAGAAGAAGUUUGAAGAGCUGUAUUAUCAAAGCACAACCCCAGAUCGUGUGGAUCGAGUGUUUAAAACAUAUAGAACCACUGCCCUUGAUCAGAAACUUGUGAAGAAAACUUUCAAGCUUGUAGAUGAGACGUUAAGACGAAGAAAUCUCUUGGAAGCUGGCUUGUUGUGACCAAGAAGGAUGAUUUACUUCAAAAUGAAUGUUCAUAGUUGGAAGAAAUCAAAUAUUUUGAAAAUGAAAAGUUGGAAGAAACUGAAACAACCUCCAUCCGAUGACUGCUGGCAUCAGGAUUUUGCAGGCUAAAAAUUUUGAAUGUUCAUUUGGUUUUUACACACUUGGCAAGAAAAAUACUUUUCCCCCAUGAUUUUCUUUGACUGGUGAAUUGUCUUUACUCUUGGCUAAAAGGUUCCCCAGAGUAUCUGUUUACUUGCCGUUUCUGUUUUCUUCCUGAGUGGGGAUUGAAUAGAACAUAUCAAAGUAACCUCAUUUAUAUUCUUUCUA